Mangifera indica (mango) is the source of this 1346-nucleotide messenger RNA. RefSeq names its product zinc finger protein WIP2-like. The coding region runs from base 297 to 1247 and encodes 316 amino acids. NCBI's taxonomy places the organism in Eukaryota, Viridiplantae, Streptophyta, Magnoliopsida, Sapindales, Anacardiaceae. Gene Ontology annotation, molecular function: DNA-binding transcription factor activity. The record is from RefSeq and is a predicted model, not a curated record. Gene Ontology annotation, cellular component: nucleus. The transcript is spliced from 2 exons. Gene Ontology annotation, biological process: anatomical structure development; regulation of gene expression.
UGGGAGACAAACCUGCAACCGCAAGUCUAAUCUCAGACUUUGUUUUUGGCUUUCACUUAUUCUUCCUUUAUCAUUUUCUUUCCCCUUGUUUGCGGAGCAGUAAUUUCUUGACUUUUCCCCUACCCUCAUAUUCUCUCUCUAAUUCUCUUCCACCCACCAUCGAACAACUUCAUGUUUUUGUGUAUAUAUAUAGCUAUAUAUACAUAUAUAUAUAUAUAUAUUUAUCACAAGAAGUACCCAGCUGACUCUUCUUCUCCAGCUUGAUAACUUCAUAUCAUACUCAUAAUUUGAUUAUAAUGACAGAUCCUUUCUCUCAUAUCUUUGCUUCCGGUUCAUGGUUCAAUAUCAAGCCUCUUCAUCCUCACUAUUCUUCUCAAUCUCAUAACUAUGCACUACAUUUCCCUUCUCCUCCCUCACCUCCUCUCAAAGAAGCGCUUCCUCUAAUAAACUGUUUGAGCCUUAGAAGACAAGAAGAAGAAGAGCAUGAAUCAUCGGCAGCAAGUACAGCAGAAGAAGAGGAAAAGAACUUGAACAAAGAAGAUAGUAGUACUGGUGAUGAAACUGUUACGGUUGCCCUACACAUAGGCCUGCCAAACCCUGGUAAUUCUGAUUUGGGGUCUGAACUCAGAAGAAGACCUUCAGCAUCUUCAGAUGUGAUGGACAAAAGAGGAGUCAUGAGUUUAGAAAAAUUCAACAAGUCUCAGUACUGGAUUCCAACUCAAUCUCAGAUUCUAAUCGGUCUUACACAGUUUUCAUGUCAUGUUUGUAGUAAAAGCUUUAACAGAUACAACAACCUGCAGAUGCAUAUGUGGGGACAUGGAUCUCAGUACAGAAAAGGACCCAGCUCAUUAAGAGGAACUCAGCCAACAGCCAUGCUUCGACUCCCUUGCUAUUGCUGUGCACAAGGAUGCAAACACAACAUCGAUCAUCCAAGAGCGAGGCCACUCAAGGAUUUCAGAACUCUCCGAACUCACUACAAGAGAAAGCAUGGAAUCAAGCCCUUUACUUGUAGAAAAUGUUAUAAACCAUUCGCAGUGAAAGGUGAUUGGCGAACCCAUGAGAAAAAUUGUGGCAAGAUUUGGUACUGCAUUUGUGGUUCUGAUUUUAAGCACAAGAGGUCUUUGAAAGAUCACAUUAAGGCCUUUGGUCAUGACGAUCAGGCUCUGAAUGUUCAAAACUUUGAAAAAGAAGAUGAUGAUGACGAACCUGCUUCUGAAAUUGAACACGAUGGCGAGUCCUCAAUGUGAAUUGAAACCUCAUGUACAAUUUUAUUCGUGAAUGAUUGAGGAUGGUUUGAACGUACUUUCCUUUUUCUGAAAGAGUUUAAUAUUCAAAUUAACCCUUUA